UAUUCUGAAAGAAAAGACUUCGUCUGCUUCAAAGAAAUCAUUCGUUAGCAGACAAGAAGUCAUGCGGGUUUUGCAAUACUUUGCGCUCUUUUUAGCACUGUGCUUAGCAGAAGGCUCCCACUUUCGUGGUGGGUAUAUGACAUGGAGCCUUGACCAAACAAAUAACAUGACAUACCCUUCGAACCCAUAUUCCAGCCUAGUCAAGGUUAACAUCAAAUAUGGAGUAUCAUGGAGGAGGAGUGACGGUCAGUCCCACUGCACAAAUGCAUCGAUAACGAACUGCCAGCUCUUCCAACACGGGCACUACACCUUAAGCUAUGGUUUCGAUGGCUAUAACUUUCCACAUUUAAUGCAAUCAACGUCUGCUGCAUUUUUUUGUGAAAGAUUCAACACCGAAUACGAUUUUACUAUCGGAUCUAAUACACGCACGAUCUACCUGAAUAAGAAUUAUGCAUACAAAUUACAAUCUUCAUCUUGCUGCUGGGUCUCGGGUUGGUUUUAGAUCCAAGUUCGUCAUGGAGCUUUGAAACUGUCAUUUCCUUAAAGAAACGCGGAUCCUAUUUAAGCAAUUCUAACAAGGUCAAUACACCACCUCAGGUCGAUUUCCUUCCCAUGAUACAGCAUUACAGAUACUCCAAUAGGAGCUACAUGUUACCCGUAUCUGAUCCCGAUGGAGACAUGGUUCGAUGCCGAUAUGCUGCCAAUUCCACUGAAGGUGGAGGUGUAUACCAUUCCCGUAUACCUUACUCUACUUUACAUACGAACUGCACGCUGUCAAUUUCAUCAUACAACUCAAAUGGCUGGUACGCCUUGGCUAUAAUGGUGGAAGAUUUUGCAUACAGCUUUGGAUCUGGUCAAUACGAGCGACAAAGCAGCAUUCCAUUGCAAUUUAUGGUGUACAUUUACUCUACCCGGGAAACCACCAUGUAUGGCAAUGACACGACGACAGACUGCUCUGUUAACAACACUUCAGCUGUUGCAACAACAUCUGUUCAACCUAGCACUUCUGUGACAUUCCAAACUUCUGCAACCCCAGCAUAUUCCGCGUGGCAGUCCGCUAUGCCCCAGACUACCUCUCGCAUCCAAGCCUUAGAUGGGUGCAAAUAUUACCAGGUGCUAUCAAAUAAUGACCGUGCUGCGACUUUCAGCGACUGGAGUUCGUAUCGAUGUGACAAAGAACUAUUUGGCUGGUAUCGGUUCAUGGGUAAUGCAGGCAACAGAAUGAUGAAUUCUUGUCCAAAAAAUCUUGGUGGCUCUGUAUACAGAUGUGGUUCGUAUUAUCAAGGAUGGAUUCAAAAUGGAGCAUUGCCCUCAGUAUCUGAUGGUGUUGUUGCCAGAUAUGUUUGCUUUUCUCCACAUUAUUCCUGUUCUUGCUCCUCCACAAAGUCAAUCAUGAUCAGGAACUGCGGCACUUUCCAUGUGUACUGGCUGGAUAGUGUUCCAAUGUGCAACUCGAGAUAUUGUGGAAUUAAAGACAAAAGCUCCGUCGUGUCCUGCACUCAAAACUAUAUGAGGAUCGACUUUGAUCGAGCCUUCUACGAUACAUCCCUGUUUUCAAGCAUAACAUUGCGAGAUACCUCCUGUUCAGCAUCCAUUAGCAGCUACAACAUCAUACUUGGUAGUGUACCAGGCGCAUGUGGGUCAACUAGAAGUGAGACGUCGAGUUACAUUGUGUACGAGAAUGAAGUCAUUUUCAAACCUAAAGCUAUCUCUGGUAUAAUAAUAAGGGAUCCUGACCAGAGAGUGAAAUUUACUUGCUAUUUUGAGAAAAAUGCCUAUGUAUCCUCAUACAGGUAUUUACCCAUAUCCAAUGUCACUGGAUCUGAAGUUGGAUAUGGAAACUUCAGUUUCAAUUUUGUCAUGUACACUGACCAUACUUAUUCAACGAUGCAUUCCCAUUACCCUGUGAGUGUUCAGCUGAGAGACUGGAUGCACUUUGAAGUCUACUCGAGUAAUUCUGACAACAACACAGUCAUACUCAUCGAUCAAUGCUUUUCCACGCCAACUAUGGAUAGGAACCACUACAUGAAAUACGUCUUCAUCAACAACAGAUGCCCUAACGACAACACUGUCCAGUUUCACAAGACGCAAAACCACCGUCAACGCUUUAGUAUUCAGUCGUUCAAAUUUCUAAAUAACAGCACAUCUGUAUAUUUCCACUGCCUCGUUUUCCUGUGCCAUUCCACGUCAACGGAUUAUCGCUGCCGAUACGGGUGCACUGGCAAUAACAUUUUCAGAGGAAAGCGAGACCUGAGCGGUGUCUCAAACGAUCCUCCUUCAAAAUUUUACAUGGUAGAGAGGGAGGUUCGCAGAGCUGCUGGUAGCAGCCAAGACAAAGCACAAAAAGGGCAUGAAGAUAAAACGACAGCUUUCGUUGGCAUGGGUGUUGCUGUUGCUGUACUGGUCGCGGUUGUCGCUGGGCUUGCGUUCAAGGUCGCACAUAUGAAAAAGUCUGCCAAGGUCGCCCCUAGGCCAGAGAAAGACAAUCGUUAUGCAGGUAGCCAAGAGGAUUUGCCCCCUGAACAGCACAAAGAUGACGGUCAUUUGUAUGAUGACGCAGAAAUGCAAAACAUCGGUGUCAUCAGCAAAGAACAACAAGCAGAGUUUUUCAAGGACAACGCUUUUUGCUCUUAAUCAAAUGGUUGGUAAUCCAGCGUUUGAUUGCGAACAUUGUUUCUAGAUAGGCUUUUGAAGAACAUUGUAUGUAGCGUGUCUACGAGGUCAUCUAGACGCACUGGAGAUUAUUUUUUACUCUUUUUGGUGUAUGUUUUUAGCUGAAUAGUCGCUUGUCCAUGGAGCUACGUUAUUUUGCUCCCAACGUCUCCAGGAGUAUUUUUUGUAAUUUGUUUGGCGUUUCGAUUGCGUUGAAUUUAGGAAGGGUUGAGAAAGCUUGGCAAAAGUGCAAAAUAUCCGCAGAUCCUAUCGACUUUGGCUAGUUUUGAGACCAAUCAAACUGAAAUUAUGGAGAUAUAUUUGCUUUUACUUCAUCAAUUGGCUAUAGUAAUACGAGUGAAGCUGAUCUGCUGUAAAAAAGUCAUUGAUAAGCUUAAAAAUACCUUGUGUUAGGUGAAAAGGUCUCAAAUAUUUUAAUCCAAACCUCGUUUUGAAAUAUCUAAAUAUCGUUUUAAUUUUAGAUAUUAUUUCCAAUUUUUGGAUUUUGGAUUUCCAAUUUUUUCUUGAUUAAGUUUUAAUACAUUGUUUGCUUGCUUAUUAAGUCAUAAAUAUUAACAUUG
This is a messenger RNA of Rhopilema esculentum, 3233 nucleotides long. RefSeq lists its product as uncharacterized. NCBI's taxonomy places the organism in Eukaryota, Metazoa, Cnidaria, Scyphozoa, Rhizostomeae, Rhizostomatidae. The record is from RefSeq and is a predicted model, not a curated record.